Molecule: messenger RNA, 3542 nt
Organism: Megalops cyprinoides (Indo-Pacific tarpon)
Lineage: Eukaryota; Metazoa; Chordata; Actinopteri; Elopiformes; Megalopidae
Gene: supv3l1
Product: SUV3-like helicase
Exons: 15
Coding region: 118-2460 (780 amino acids)
Biological process (GO): mitochondrial RNA 3'-end processing; RNA catabolic process
Cellular component (GO): mitochondrial degradosome
Molecular function (GO): hydrolase activity, acting on acid anhydrides; ATP binding; RNA helicase activity
Source: RefSeq, a predicted model, not a curated record
CAUGUUGACCGUCCUCUGCCGAAGUGGCAUGAUAGUUUUAUGAAUAGUACUUUACGAAUUUGAGAAAUGGGAAAGUAAAGACCGUGGGUGAAAGUCUCCUAGCGUAUUUGCGUUGGGAUGUCGGUUCAGCGCUGCAUGUUGCUGCUUUCGCGGGUUAAACCCCGACUUAGCAGCGUCUCUGUCCGUAAUGCUGCCGGUGGUUUAGUCGACCAGAGAGGCUCUGGACAGUGUGCAACGCUACUUAGACAUCCCCGGACUGCAUCUCUGUUCUCAAGCAGAAAUGCCUCUUCGAGCGGCUCGUCUCGGCCUCCAGACACCUCACUAUUCGUGCCUUUGGACGUUAAAAGUGAUGCCUCAGUCGACGGGGCUGUUGGAGAAGAGCUCACGCAGCCACUUGACAAAAACGAACUGCUGAAAGUACUGAACAGAUUCUACAAAAGGAAGGAGAUGCAGAGACUAGCAGCCGAGCACGGUCUAGAUGCCCGGCUCUUCCAUCAGGCCUUCAUCAGCUUCAGGAGGUAUGUGUUGGAAGUAGGAGCGAUCAGUGCAGAUCUUCACAUCAUCCUAAAUGACAUCUGCUGUGGAGCCGGGCACAUAGAUGAUAUUUACCCUUACUUCAUGAGACACGCUAAACAGAUCUUUCCUAUGUUGGACUGCAUGGAUGACCUGCGCAAGAUCAGUGAUUUGCGUGUGCCAGCUAAUUGGUACCCUGAGGCCAGAGCUAUCCAGAGGAAAGUGAUCUUCCACGCUGGCCCCACAAACAGUGGAAAGACCCAUCAUGCCAUUCAGAGAUACUUGGCAGCCAAGUCUGGUGUAUACUGUGGACCACUGAAGCUACUUGCACAUGAGAUCUUUGAGAAAAGCAAUGCUGCUGGUGUACCAUGUGACCUGGUGACCGGAGAGGAGAGAACCUUUGUAGACCCAGAGGGGAGACCAGCCGGUCACGUUGCUUGCACCAUUGAGAUGUGCAGUGUUACAACUCCAUAUGAAGUAGCAGUCAUUGAUGAGAUCCAGAUGAUCAAAGAUCCCUCCAGAGGCUGGGCCUGGACCAGAGCCCUAUUAGGCCUGUGUGCGGAGGAGAUCCACGUGUGUGGUGAGCCUGCAGCCAUUAACUUUAUCACAGAGCUCAUGUACACCACAGGGGAGGAAGUGGAGGUUCGGCACUACAAGAGGCUGACACCCUUUACAGUGUUAGACCAGGCCUUGGAAUCCCUGGACAACCUGCGUCCUGGGGACUGCAUCGUGUGCUUCAGCAAGAACGAUAUAUACAGCAUCAGUCGACAGAUCGAGGUCCGGGGCCUGGAGUGUGCAGUCAUCUACGGCAGCCUGCCACCUGGCACCAAAUUAUCUCAAGCAAAGAAGUUCAAUGACCCAGACGAUCCAUGCAAAAUCCUUGUAGCAACAGAUGCUAUUGGAAUGGGGCUGAACCUGAGCAUCAAACGGAUCAUUUUCAACUCCCUGGUGAAGCCGACCGUCAAUGAGAAGGGUGAGAAGGAGCUGGACACCAUCAGCACCUCCCAGGCCCUCCAGAUCGCCGGCCGGGCGGGCCGUUUCAGCUCCGUCUUUAAGGAGGGAGAGGUCACCACCAUGCACCGCGACGACCUCCCUGUGCUCAAGCAGAUCCUGAGCCGCACGGUCGACCCCAUCGAGGCAGCGGGACUGCACCCCACAGCAGAGCAGAUUGAAAUGUUUGCCUACCACCUUCCGGACGCCACUCUGUCUAAUCUGGUCGAUAUAUUUGUUAGUCUGUCUCAGGUGGAUGGGGUCUACUUUGUCUGCAACAUCGACGACUUCAAGUUCCUGGCUGAUAUGAUCCAGCACAUUCCGCUAAACCUGCGCUCUCGAUACGUGUUUUGUACUGCACCAAUCAACAAGAAGCAGCCCUUUGUGUGCACUUCCUUCCUGAAGUUUGCCAGGCAGUUCAGCAGAGAUGAGCCCCUGACCUUCGACUGGGUGUGCAAACACAUCGGCUGGCCUCUGGCCUCACCCCGGAACAUCAAGGACUUGGUGCACCUGGAGGCUGUCCACGACGUGCUGGAUCUCUACCUGUGGCUCAGCUACCGUUUCAUGGACAUGUUCCCAGAUGCCAUCCUCGUCCGGGACAUUCAGAAGGAGCUGGAUGAUGUGAUCCAGGCGGGCGUUCGCAACAUCACGAGGCUGAUUCGGGCGACCGAGUCCCACACCGGCGGUGACGCCUCAUCUCCCCUCUCCCGCACUCUCGGUAACCAGCUCCAGAAGCCUGCCCAGAGGAAGGUUAGAGGCUCGAAAGCCGUGACCCCGCGGGCGGGCGACCAACAGAUGGACGAGUCCCUCACCUCCCGGCUGCUGCAGGAUGGCCUGCUGACCCCUGACCUCCUGCAGCGGCUACAGAGGGAGUGGCUGGAGGAAAGGAGUAACCAUGGCAACGCCGUCAAGGCAACAGAGAGCAAAGGCAAAGGGAAGAAGAAGAAAAAGAAGUGACCCUUGUUGUCAGAGUUUCUGAUUUCUUAGCAUUUUUAAAUACAAGAUUUGUAUUUGAUGUGUUCAGGAGAACGUGGGUGUGUUUUUAUUUUUGGGAAAGGAAUGAUAAGUUUAUCAUGUGGUUUUAGGGGACUCAAAUGUAACUCACAAAGUAAAUUUGUGGGGUCAGAUGCUGCGUAGCUGCUACUUUACAGAAGGUUGAGAUCCUGGGAGGGGGUGUCUUUCAGAGUGUCCACCAAAUUUUAUGCUGACAAAUGUAUACGUUCAGAUUCUGCAGGUAGUUUUGGUGAUGGGAGUUGAAUGGAUGGUGUAAAGACUAAAACAAAUCAGUGAAAUUUACCUGAAUGUCAUGCCCAGUUUGGUUUUUUUCUCGGGAUGUGGACCAACCUCCAUUCUUAAAUAUCAUUUGUCUUUCCUGGCUCAGUUGCCAAUGUAUUCAUCUCAAGUGAAGUCUGAGCUCUAGGUUUGAUCAAAUAUAUGUCAUCGGCCAGCAAUGUGUGGGAUCCCACAAUAGCAGAACAACUUGCCUUUGUUCCACCGGAGGUAUGGGUGGAUUGGAGUUUUGCUGUUCUCAAAACCCGACCCGUCCUGUACCUGUGAGUUGCCCGUGUGAUGCUAGUGGAGCAGCUAUCCUCCGGUUGGCACCCGCUUCUCUGUGGUGCACUGUGGGACUUGCAUUGAUAAUAACUAAUCAAGUGUUUUUUCUAAGAAGAUUACAUUUGUCUUGCUUCAGUACUCCUGUAUGACUGCACAGGUCAUGGUGAGAUGAGCCUAACAUACAACUGGCUAUUCCAAACGAGCUUUGCAUGAGGGGGCAAAGCAUUAAAACAGUUUCUCAUGCAGAAAUGUGAACACAACCCUGUUGUUCUCUAUGAGUUAUAUUCCUGUAAGAGGUGUAUGGGCAGUGCUUUAAUUCUGCUAUUUCCUCACCAACCCUGCAAAUAAUAAGGUAGCACCAGUAAUGUUAUAAUUAUUACAGUGAAGAGAACAGUGCGGCUCAGCAUUAAAGAAUGGCUCAGCAGAAAAGUAAUGGCUCAUUCAGUGCAUUGGGUGUGUGUGUGGACUCUGACCCCUGGACAUGU